This is a messenger RNA of Notothenia coriiceps (black rockcod), 885 nucleotides long. It is a transcript of the gene gnb1l, whose product is annotated as guanine nucleotide binding protein (G protein), beta polypeptide 1-like. The annotation marks the transcript as partial. NCBI's taxonomy places the organism in Eukaryota, Metazoa, Chordata, Actinopteri, Perciformes, Nototheniidae. Gene Ontology annotation, molecular function: protein binding. The transcript has 2 exons. The record is from RefSeq and is a predicted model, not a curated record.
UGGCUCCAACAUCUGACCAAACUCUCUUCUUAUCGUCCUCCUGACUUCCAGCCAGACUCGGGCCCCGGACCUCUCCUGUUGGCCGGAUACGAGGACGGUUCCCUGUUGCUGUGGGACGUUACCCAGAGGGCCCAGCUGAGCCAGACUAAAGCCCACCCUGAGCCCGUCAUGUGCCUGACCUUUGACCCCCAGUGUCUGAGAGGCGUCUCUGGCUCCUCUGAGAAGGACCUCUGCUCCUGGAGGCUGGACGGACAGAACAACCUGCAGCUCCAGGACUCUGUGACGCUGGUCAACCCUGGGGUUUCCCAGCUGUGUGUCAGGGGUGACGGUAAACUCCUGGCUUCAGCGGGCUGGGACCAUCGGGUGCGGAUAUUCGGGUGGAAGAAGCUGCGACCGCUGGCCGUGCUUCAGUACCACACCGACCUGGUGCUAAGCGUGGCCUUCUCUGACCACCAGGACCCCCGACAGAGACUGCUGGCUGCUGGAUCCAAAGACCAGCGCAUCAGCCUGUGGUCCAUAUUCAACGAGGGGGCGGACACUGGCUGAACCUCGAAGCUCUGGGAGGAUUUAUGGACUCUUCAUCAGUUCUUUAUACUGAUUUUAAUGUGCCCCGAAUGGCGUCAGUGAACAAAAUGGCAGCUUUUCAGGGAAAUGAAGCAAUGCCCUUAUAUAACAAUGUUUUACUCACCUUCUUCAACUUUCUCAACUGAGAGAGAUACAGAUGCAUAUGGACUAUAAUGGUGAAGAUAUUCUGCAUGUGACUAUCACACAUAACAAUUGUAGCCUCUGCUUGGACCCAACAACUGACUUUAGUGACUUGGUGAUUAAGUCAAUGAGGAGGUAAUAAAAAAAGAAAAACUGAUACAUAUAUUGGUGGGCUGCUAA